This is a messenger RNA of Cyclopterus lumpus (lumpfish), 3586 nucleotides long. RefSeq names its product myocardial zonula adherens protein (gene myzap). Gene Ontology annotation, cellular component: intracellular anatomical structure. The record is from RefSeq and is a predicted model, not a curated record. Gene Ontology annotation, biological process: intracellular signal transduction. Bases 418 to 2679 code for a protein of 753 amino acids. NCBI's taxonomy places the organism in Eukaryota, Metazoa, Chordata, Actinopteri, Perciformes, Cyclopteridae. The transcript has 14 exons.
UGUGGCCUGACAGGUCUGAUGGGAAUGCAGAGUCACUCAGAGAGAGAGAGAGAGCGAGAGAGAGAAACAGAGAGAGAAAGAAAGAGGCAGAGAGGUUGCUGAUAGACCGAAGAGCCUGUCAUCCAGGUGGAGUUAGGAGCAGUCAGGCUGUAAUUAAGACAAUGACACAGUUGUGUUGAGCUUGGGACUGGAUUUCACCUGAUCAUUUCACAGGCGGACUGGAAACCUCUGCCCUGUGGACUCCCACUAAUACCAGACUUGACAGAGUGGAAUUUCCCCCCUUUUCCCUGGCUGGAGCCAGGGGCAGAUGGUCGCACAGAGUCUGAGCAGAACUCAGGAAGGAGCAGUGAGAGGAAGGGAGGGAGGAGGUCCGGAGAGGGAGAGGAAGAGAACCGAGGAGUGGACAGAAGAGGAGACAUGCUUCGCUACGGUUCAGGGCGAACUGUUUCCACCACCACCACAACAGAGGACUCUCUAGAUUCUUCAAGUGAGAGGAGGACCAGGCGCCUCAGGUUAACUCUACAUGCAGGAGAUAAUGGACACACAGAGACGAAAACCACAAACUCAGACACAGCUGAGAAAGAGAAGGAUGUCAAUGGGGCAUUGAAGAAGAAGAAUGGGCUGAUUCAAAGAGAGAGGCCAGCUGGCAGGGAAUCCCCUCAGCAGCACCUCAGCGACAUGACCAAUGGGGCUCUAGAGACCGCACAGGAGAAUCAUGGGCCCAAAGUGUACGGCGUGGUGCAGAGGACGGGUUCGGACAGACAGCAGGAGGUGAUGGCGCGAGAGUGGACGGUCAAUCACCUUCAGGACGAGAUGAAGUACAUCAAGGAGGUGAGAGAUUCGUUGGAGAAGGUGAGAGAGCGGAUGUACGGGCAGUUCGGAGGAAUGCAGCAAUCGAUGCAAAAGCUUUCACAGGAUAUUAAGGAUGCCAAUUCACAUCAGAGGAGUCUGGAGUCAGAGGUGAGGAUCCGGACCACGGCCAUGGAAAGCUUCGAUCAGAUGAACAGCUCCCUUAUAUCUGCUAACAUCGGCCUGCAGUUUCCUCUGCAGAAAUCUGUUCUGGAGAACUGUCAGAAAAGAGUGGACACGAGAGACGAGGUGAAAAGUUUGCGGAGCACCUGUGAGAAAACACAAGAAAAGCUCAGAGAUAAGGAGGAAGAGCUGGAAGCCACGCAGAUUGAAAACCAGAGUCUGAGACUGCAGGUGGAGGCUGCACGGGAGGCCAACAAUCAGGCGCUGGAGGAGCUCUCAGCAAAGCUACAGCAGGAGUACAAGGAGAAGCUGCAAGAGGAGCAACGGAAACACAGGGAGGAGAUUGAAAACCUACAGGCCCAACUCGAUGAGUACAUCAGGCGACUGGAGGAAGCAGAAAGCAACAUCAGAAUUGCAGAGGCUAAGAUUGCUGAGAGGGACCAGAGGAUUAUUGAAGUGGAGCGCCUAUUGGACUGUAUGGGAAAGGAAAAGAGUCAACUCCAGAAGAAGCUGCAGGAACUUGAACAGCGGCUCCGCUUGGUGGAGCUGAAUGACACAACUGAUGGAACUACAGUCAAAAGGUCCAAAGAGCUGCAAUCUGAAUCUGUGGACCUCCGUGAAAGAAUCAAACACUUGAACGACAUGGUGUUCUGCCAGCAGAGAAAAGUCAAAGGAAUGAUCGAGGAGGUUGAAUCACUGCGAGCUCAAGUAGCUCAGAAGGACAUGUUCAUCUCAGAGCUUCUGGACAGAAUCGCGAUAGUGGAGUGUGAGAAUAAUGAAUUAGAAGACAAGCUGAAGUAUUUUAUGUCCACACAGAAUAGACCACGAGAGGUUUUGGAAAUAAGGGAGAUAGGAGUAGGCUGCGAUCUGCUCCCCAGACGUGAAGCACAAAGGCAUGAUGUUGAACUUCCUGUUCUGUAUGAACCAACUCAUCUUCAUCCCAUACAACACCAUCCACCUGUUCCACCACCACCACCACCACCAAUGAAACCACCCACUCUACCUGUAUCACCCACUCUACCUUCAUCCCCAACACAACCUCUAUCUCCCACUCUACCUGCAUCCCCAACACAACUGCUAUCACCCACUCCACCUGUAUCACCCACUCUACUUGUAUCACCCACUCCACCUGUACCACCCACUCCACCUGUACCACCCACUCUACCUUCAUCCCCAACACAACCUCUAUCACCCACUCUACCUUCAUCCCCAACACAAAUGCUAUCACCCACUCCACCUGUAUCACCCGCUCUACCUGUACCACCCACUCUACCUGUACCACCCACCCUUCCUUCAUUCCUAAUACAACCUCUGUCCUCAACUCAACCUUCAUCCCCUAGCUCUCACGUUCAACAUCCAUUUCAUUAUCUAACAAUGCCCACCCAACCAAGGACGUACACAUCUAUUAACCCCCCACCAAGCAGACUGGAGUCCAGUUUACUGAGAUACACUCCUGUCCAGUACAGCCGUUUCCUGCAGCACAACCCCUCACUAUCGACGUUCUCCUACACCCGCCCAUCUGGUUCUGAACCUACUGUGAGUCCAGUCCAGUCAGGCAGAGAUGAGGUUGACGCAGAAACAAACACAGACACACGAUCGAGUCCUGAGGAAUUCUCUUCUAUGCUCUUUUAUCAACCAAGAACAAGAGCCCCUCAAGUUGAUACACCGUUCAUGAAACUUCUGGAAAUAACCAAAAAGAUUGAGUGAUCUUGAAGGAAUAGUUCGACAUUUUGCUUAGCAUAAAGAAUAAAAACAGAAGGAAAGAGCUAGCCCGCCGCAGGUGUUGUUCAAAAACAAACAAAGUGAAAUUUAGCCUGAGCGAUCGCAUCGAAGCCUCUAAGCUUGUUUGGGUUCUAAACCGUUUUGUCAGGAACGAUGAGGGUUUGAUGACAUUAGAAAACGCAGCUUUGAACUCACUUGCUAGCUGCAACCCAAGUGGCAGUGAAUGCCUCAGGGAUGAGUGGAUCUACAGUGCAACCUCAUGCACUUUUCACUACUUUUCACCAACCUCGUCAGAAGUUUGUAAAAAGACAGAUAAAAUAACAAGAUUUCAUACAACGAAGGAUAUGCUACCCAAUGGUAAUGUUUCGGGUCAAGAUGUUCAGGAUAAUGACAGAGCUGAAGUUCCAAAUCUCACAAGACACAUAGCGGGGCUGCAUUACACGAUACACAAAUUGGCUAAAACUUUUAAACUGAUGGUCCUACUUCCUAAAGCUGGUGAGGAAGGGUAACUGAAGUGUAUCGCCAAUUCUCCAUAUUACAGGGGUUAUGGGGGGGACUGUAGAGACGUGAGUCACUGAUGCCAGUCAAGAAAUAGUCUGGUCCAGAAACCCCCAUCAAAUGGCAAAUACACGUGCUGGUAGAUUAAUUUAGAUACAUGUUUCCAGUCUUUAUCGCCGCUAAACAAUAUGCAGCUGCAGUUAUCUUAGCAUGAAGCUAAUCUGUACAUCUUGACUGUCCAGUUAUAUGUUUCUGUAGUUCAAGUGCAGUUACAUUUACCAUCGUCAGAGGUAUCGAUCUUUUCCUCUAAAGUAACCAAAGAAGCGUAAUUCCUAAAAUGUUGAAUGAAUCCUUUAAAAUCAUUUGUCUUUAUUCUUAUUUUCACUGUGAGUUA